UCGGCAAUCUCGACGUAUCAAGCUGAGAGCUACCCCUCCACGGUCGGGACUUGCGGAACCUAGAUACCCUCCAUCACCCAACACCACAAGCUGCCGCCACCUUCCAAUUAUCAUGGCUGCGGUUGCCGACAGCGCGCCUUCGGGUCUGCCGCCCCUGAGCAGGGAAGACCAGACCCUGCUUCUUUUCGCCGGGUUGAUGGAGGGCGGCCAGGAAGAUGAGGAGACGGUGUCAGACUUGGGAAAGUUGACCAAGCUCCUCACCGAGGAUAUCGAACUCGCCAAGGCCAGCGAGCCGUCCAUUACCAAGAUCAUCGACGGUGAUUGUGUCGACACCAUAGUGUGCUACCUCGACAUGCGACAGCCCGAUAUUGUGCGAGCCCAUGCCACCCUCUGCACCUCGGCCUACCUCAAGGCUGCUGGCGAAGACGGGAAUCGCAAGCUCGCCGACUUCUUCUAUGACAGGGUUCGGCGAGGCACCUACGACGACUACAUUGUCGCCUUUUGCGUUGCCGCUACCAUCUUCCCCAUCGUGCCGGACCUCACCUCGGAGCUGUUUCUGAGCGGUGGCUUUCUUGCCAGUCUCGGCCCGCUUAUGAGGCGGAAAUGGAAGAGCAGGAAAGUCGAGACGGCAUGUCUGGAUAUGCUCAAUGCCGCAUGCAUGAAUGCCCAUUGCCGCGAGGGAGUCCAGAAGUACUGCGUCGAAUGGCUCGAGGAGAUUGUCGACCAAGACCCCGAGGAUGCUGUGCAAGCCAUGCGCGCCUCCGAGCCCGACGUCAACGUGCGAGAGGGGUCCAUCUCGAUGAGGAGACACUCUCUGCAAGUUCAGAACCUCGCCGCCGUGGUUUUGGCCAAGCUAAGGGUACAACCCGUACAAACCCCGUCCGACGGUUCUGCGCCUUCUAGAAUACAACCCGCAACAACCAGCAUUGAAGAUCUCUCCAAGAUGUUUACCAAGAUGCUCCUGGAAAAUCCUGAGCAUUCCACUCAAAGCUCGAUCGAGGGGCUGGCGUAUGCAUCUUUACAGUCCAAGGUCAAGGAAGACCUGUCCCGCAACAAGACUUUUCUUGAGGGCCUCGUAAAAACCCUCGAGACUGCCACUCCCAAGUCGCCCCUGACGUACGGGGCUCUCAGCAUACUGUGCAACCUCACCCAGCACCAACCCGUCCAGUCGGAGGAAGAGAAGAGAAUGAACCAGCUCAAGGCGUAUGCGAAUGCGGCCGGAAAGCUGCCGACAGAUCCCUUGAGUGACCACGACCACGUCAACGAGCGGUGCAAGCGUGUCUUUGCGGCGGGCGUUACCCCUGUUCUAGUUACCCAUAGCAAGAAUGGCUCAAUAGCAUCCCUAACACUUAUUAUUUCCAUCAUAUAUUCCCUUUCAAUGACCCCAUCUCUCCGUGGGCAGCUCGCACAGCAAGGCGCCGUCCGCCUCCUUAUCGCUGCCUGGACUGCACUGCCCGAAGCAGAGCCAAGAACCCGUCGCGUCGCAGCCCAGGCGUUGGCUCGCAUAUUAAUAUCUACAAACCCGUCUCUUGUCUUUGGUGGAACUCGUCCUAUACCCCAGAGUGCUGCUAUCCGGCCCCUGGCAUCCAUAAUCCUUCCGGACCCUAGUGCAGAGACGCGUGAUCUCCUGCCAACUUUUGAAACCCUCAUGGCGCUGACAAAUCUCGCCUCGACCGACGACGAUACACGCAGCAGCAUCGUUCGCACGGCUUGGACAGAUAUCGAAGAUCAGCUACUCAGCUCCAACUCCCGGGUCACCACCGCUGCUGUGGAACUCAUCUGCAACAUCGUGCAGAACAGUGCCGAAGCCUUUGCUCUAUUCGGAGACGGUAAACAACAAGCACAAAAUCGCCUACGGGUGCUUGUGGCACUGGCCGACGCUGAGGACAUCGCGACUCGUAGUGCCGCCGGAGGCGCCUUGGCAAGUCUGACGGGCCACGAGGCUGUAGUGCGCGCCAUUGCAGCCCAGGAGCGUGGCGCCGGACUCGUGCUGGGUCUGUGUGGCGAAGACAACGAGGACCUGCGGCACAGGGGUGCGUUUGUCGUCUACAACAUGGUCGCGGCCGAAGGUGAGGCGGGCCGGCUCGCCCGGGAGAAACUGCGGGCGGCUGGCGGCGUUGCCGUGUUGACCGAGUGUGCCAAGAAGAGCAGGAGAUCAGAGGUUGUGGAAAUCACGGUCCAGGCACUAAAGGGGCUGCUUGAGCAAACAUGAGGCCAGCAACAUGCCUUUUGUUACUUAGAAACUAGAGCGGGCAAGAUUGCUAGAGCAUCGGUAUCUGCAUGCUGUUGGUGAAACUGGACAGAAAGUGUUGUAUCAGACAAAUAGAUACAUUGACAGAACCGAGCCAGCAUGAUACUAGCCAUAAAAGACGACAGCGAGUGUUGCAGCUCAAGCUCGGUGGACGGGUUUGGUAUCUUCAGCAGCUACGACUGGCUUGUACAUAGCCAAUUCUAUGCACCGGGACAAUCAUGGCUGCGUGG
Lasiosphaeria miniovina is the source of this 2481-nucleotide messenger RNA. Its product is annotated as myosin-binding striated muscle assembly central-domain-containing protein. The record is from RefSeq and is a predicted model, not a curated record. The coding region runs from base 113 to 2212 and encodes 699 amino acids. NCBI's taxonomy places the organism in Eukaryota, Fungi, Ascomycota, Sordariomycetes, Sordariales, Lasiosphaeriaceae. Gene Ontology annotation, cellular component: cytoplasm. The transcript has 2 exons. Gene Ontology annotation, molecular function: Hsp90 protein binding.